Molecule: messenger RNA, 2501 nt
Organism: Acanthisitta chloris (rifleman)
Lineage: Eukaryota; Metazoa; Chordata; Aves; Passeriformes; Acanthisittidae
Product: voltage-dependent N-type calcium channel subunit alpha-1B-like
Exons: 17
Biological process (GO): chemical synaptic transmission; calcium ion import across plasma membrane
Cellular component (GO): membrane; neuronal cell body; voltage-gated calcium channel complex
Molecular function (GO): high voltage-gated calcium channel activity
Source: RefSeq, a predicted model, not a curated record
ACAAAUGAUGCUGCAGGAAAUACCUGGAAUUGGCUUUACUUCAUCCCUCUCAUCAUCAUUGGCUCUUUCUUCAUGCUCAACUUGGUGCUGGGCGUCUUAUCAGGUGAAUUUGCCAAAGAACGAGAGAGGGUGGAGAACCGUCGAGCGUUCCUCAAGCUCCGCAGGCAGCAGCAAAUCGAACGGGAACUCAAUGGGUACUUGGAGUGGAUCUUCAAAGCAGAGGAGGUCAUGCUGGCAGAGGAAGACAAGAAUGCAGAAGAGAAGUCUCCUCUGGACGGGAGGGCCGCCUCGGAAGGGCCGAUUCAACAAGGCACGGCACCGGCAGAGACUAGCAGCGCCAGCAGCUACAACAUGUUGAAAAGAGCCGCAAUAAAGAAGAGCAAAAACGACCUGAUUCAUGCAGAAGAAGGGUCUCCUUUUGCCCGUGCCAGUUUGAAGAGUGGGAAGAAUGAGAGCUCAUCCUACUUCAGGAGGAAAGAGAAGAUGUUUCGGUUCUUCAUCCGGCGUAUGGUGAAAGCUCAGAGCUUCUACUGGAUUGUCCUGUGUGUGGUGGCCCUCAACACCCUCUGCGUCGCCAUGGUGCACUACGACCAGCCAGAGAAGCUCACCACGGCACUCUAUUUCGCAGAGUUUGUUUUUCUGGGUCUGUUCCUUACUGAGAUGUCCUUGAAGAUGUAUGGACUGGGGCCAAGAAAUUAUUUCCACUCUUCAUUCAACUGCUUUGACUUUGGGGUGAUUGUGGGAAGCAUAUUUGAAGUGAUUUGGGCUGCAGUGAAGCCAGGAACCUCCUUUGGGAUCAGUGUGCUGAGAGCACUUCGGCUGCUGAGGAUUUUCAAAGUCACAAAGUAUUGGAAUUCCCUGAGGAAUCUGGUGGUCUCCUUGCUGAACUCCAUGAAGUCCAUCAUCAGUUUGCUUUUCCUGCUGUUCCUGUUCAUUGUGGUGUUUGCUCUGCUGGGGAUGCAGCUCUUUGGGGGACAAUUCAAUUUCAAAGAUGAAACUCCAACCACAAAUUUCGAUACCUUCCCUGCUGCCAUCCUCACAGUAUUCCAGAUCCUAACAGGGGAAGACUGGAACGCGGUGAUGUACCAUGGGAUCGAGUCUCAGGGUGGUGUCCACUCGGGGAUGUUCUCCUCCAUUUACUUCAUCGUCCUGACAUUGUUUGGUAACUAUACACUCCUGAAUGUCUUCUUGGCCAUCGCUGUUGACAACCUGGCAAAUGCCCAAGAGCUGACCAAGGAUGAGGAGGAGAUGGAGGAAGCCACCAACCAAAAGCUUGCCCUGCAGAAGGCCAAGGAAGUGGCUGAAGUGAGCCCCAUGUCUGCAGCCAACAUCUCCAUAGCUGCCAAGCAGCAGAAUUCCUCCAAAUCCAAGUCAGUUUGGGAGCAGAGGACCAGCCAGAUCCGGAUGCACAACUUCCGAGCCAGCUGUGAGGCUCUGUACAACGAGCUGGACCCAGAGGAGAGGGUUCGCUACGCUACCACCCUCCACAUCAGACCUGACAUGAAGACUCACUUGGAUCGGCCGCUGGUGGUAGAGCCAAGGAGCGAAGGGAGGAACAACAUCAACAAGCUGAGCCCUGCGGAUGCACAGGAGGUGGAACACCCCAAAGUCAGCUCUACUGAUGGGGCAGAAGCUCCACGGAAGCACCACCGGCACCGGGAUAAAGAAAAACAGGGAGAGCAGGAGAAGGGAGAUGGAACCAAGGAUGAGAACGGGGAAACCGGCGUCAGCAAUAAGGAGGAGAGGCACAGGCAGCACAGGAGCCGCAGCAAGGAGGUGGAAGGGGUGAGUAAGGAAGGGAAGAGUGAGCGUAACAGGGGCCAGGAAGGAGGGAAGAGGCACCACCGCCGUGGCUCGAUGGAGGAGGGUGGUGAGAAGGAGCACCGCAGGCACCGCACCCACCGGCACUCCACCGAGCGCCAGGGCAAGGAGGGCAACGGCACAGCCAACGGCGCCAGGAGCGAGCGGCGUUCCCGACACCGCGGGGGAUCGAGGUCUGGGAACAGGGAAGGAGAGCCUGGCUCCAAAGGGGAGAAUGGAGAAGAGCCCCACAGACGGCACAGGCUGAGGAACAGGGCACUGUCGACGUACGAGUCGGUGGAGAAGGAGAACGGGGAGAAGGAGGGAGAGGCUGGAGAGAAGGAGCAUCGCAAUCAUCAGCCCAAGGAGAAUCAGUGUGAGAUCGAGGCCAGUGGAAGUGUGAGUGUCCCUGUGCACACCCUUCCCAGCACCUACCUGCAGAAAGUGCCAGAGCAGCCAGAAGAUGCUGACAACCAGAAGAACGUGACGAGGAUGAUUCAGCCACCUCUGGACAAAACCACCACUGUGAACAUCCCUGUCACCAUCACUGCCCCACCAGGGGAAACCACUGUCAUACCAAUGAACAACGUGGAAUUUGAAAGCAAAACAGAGGAGAAGAAAGAUGUCGAUGACUUGACAAAAAAUGGGCCUAAACCAAUCUUGCCUUACAGUUCCAUGUUCAUCCUCAGUCCUACCAAUCC